Messenger RNA from Coturnix japonica (Japanese quail), 444 nucleotides. The record is from RefSeq and is a predicted model, not a curated record. NCBI's taxonomy places the organism in Eukaryota, Metazoa, Chordata, Aves, Galliformes, Phasianidae.
CAUAGGGCCCGGCCUCACCCCGAUUCCAACAUGGCGGCGCCGCGGCCGGUCCCGGUUCCGCUCCCGUUGGAGCCGCCUCAGGUCCCCGCCAUGUUGGUUCAGGGCAGCAAGUUCAUCCGGUGGGAAGAGGACCCCCCCACCCGCACCCUGGUGACGCUCCGUGUGGACGAGGACGGAUUUUACCUCUAUUGGAACGGCCCCAAUAUGGACGUGGAGCUGUUGGACGUUUGUAUGAUCAGAGACACCAGGACGGGGAAAUACGCGGCACUGCCCAGGGACCCCCGUACCCGUGGCGCUCUGGGUCUGACCCCGCUGCCCCCCCCGUCCCGGUUGCUGUCGGUCGUUCACGGCCCCGACCUCGUCAACGUCAACUUCCUCAACUUCGAGGCCGUGCAGGACGGGGUGGCACCGGUAAAUGGGGGGGUCUAUGGGGGGCUUCAAUAG